GAGAGGGAGUUAAUCGUUUGUAUCUCAACAUCCGGAUAUCCUCUAUAUCCGGUGACAUUAUCAAAUCUUUACUGCAGCACAAGAACAAACGCCUACGGGCAUUCCUAUAAAUUGUACAUUAUUUCUUUGUCGAGACCCGACUUAAUCAACUAGUUGUCUCAUUUAUCUAGGAGCAAUCAUGUCAUCUCCCAAACACCUUCGUAUUGGUGUAUUCAUUCCAGCUGGAUGUCAACUUCUUGAUAUGUCAGGUAUCGACAUUUUUUUCAUGCUUUCACCAGAAUACCUUGCAGCAUGUGGGUUACCGGCCCCAUUGGUCGCACUUGGGAUUAGCUGCGCGAUAUACUAUAUAUCUCUUCCGUCCACUGGGCCCGAAGUUGAAUUGACAGCUAACGCUUUCCUUCGAAUAUCGAAAACUAUAACAGACAGUGAAGUGCAGCCGGGCAUGCUGGAUGUCAUGAUGGUUCCGGGACCAGAUCCUAGAAUAGUGUCAGAUGAAGACACACAGUCGUUUUUGAAAUCGCACGCCGAAUGGAGAGGAGAGAAUGGAGAACGGGUUGAUAUCUUAAGUGUCUGUACGGGAAUUUUCUUAGUGGCUCAGAGUGGAAUUUUGGAAGGAUUGAGUGCUAGUGGACCAAGAGCUCUGAUCCCACGGUUGAAGAAGGAGUUUCCAGACACAAAAUGGGUUGAUGACAGGAGGUGGGUUGUAGAUGGUAAUAUGUGGAGUAGUGGUAAGUUUGUGAUUCGCACAGUAUGUACGCGCAACUAACACGCAGGCAGGUGGCAUUACCAACGGACUAGAGAUGAUCGCUGCCUAUAUAAGACAAAGGUUUCCUGGUCCAGCAGCAGAGGCAGUGAUCGCAAUGGCAGAUGUUGGAGAAAAAGGUGUCUCUUAUACUAAUGGGAACACGAAGGAAACGCUUUGGUGGUUAUGGCAGAUCUUGAAAGCAGUUGGUCUUGGUAUUGGAAAGGGCAAGAAAACUUGAUAGGGGAGACAGGAGCAGCAUCAUGUUUCUUGUUGCUCGAGUGACUGUGGGAGUCUGUUCUUGCAGCGAUUGAUGUUGUCGAUAUGAUUUGGAUAGAAUCCUGAUAUAUACCUCGCACACAUGACAUAGCUAGCAUAUGUUCGAGUAUCGAGGAGCAUCGAGGAGUAUCGAGACUUCUCGAGACUUCUGUAUUGUAUCUUUAAAAAUCUUAAAGUGGAGAGCUAUGAGAAAAUAAACGUCAAUGAGCCAAUUAGCCAAUCAAAUUAUACCAACGGAUCGCGAGUUAGUCCUCAAUAGGUAGCAACUCUCA
This is a messenger RNA of Botrytis cinerea B05.10, 1293 nucleotides long. RefSeq lists its product as hypothetical. The record is from RefSeq and is a predicted model, not a curated record. The transcript has a single exon. The coding region runs from base 179 to 766 and encodes 195 amino acids. Lineage: Eukaryota; Fungi; Ascomycota; Leotiomycetes; Helotiales; Sclerotiniaceae.